This is a messenger RNA of Meyerozyma guilliermondii ATCC 6260, 2301 nucleotides long. RefSeq names its product phosphatidylinositol 4,5-bisphosphate-binding protein (gene SLM2). The record is from RefSeq and is a predicted model, not a curated record. Bases 1 to 2301 code for a protein of 766 amino acids. Lineage: Eukaryota; Fungi; Ascomycota; Pichiomycetes; Serinales; Debaryomycetaceae. The transcript has a single exon.
AUGAAACCCGACCAUAACAAUCCACUUGCUGUGGUUCUACCAUACAAUUUCACCAAUGGAAAUGAAUAUCCAACAGAGGUGUUAGCGGCACGUUUCCUGGCUUGGAGAGUGGUGCUCAAGGAUAUCGUGACUUAUCUCCGGGAAUAUGCUAAUGUGCAAGAAGAAAUUGUCAGGCAGCAGAUGCGGUUACAACAGGCUGUCGGCCAGUCGGUCGGCUUGUCCACCGGUUCUGGUCACGAGAAAAACCACACAAAUUCAACCCAUGGCGGCCAGGAUCUGAUGAAUACAUUCUUUCUUCCUCUCGGUAACGGCUCGGUUCAAGAUAUACCUGGAGUAUUGACGAAAUACCACCUGCAAAAUGUUGCAAACUCUUCCAAGACCCUCAAAGAACUCAACCAGGUUAUUAUUCCCAAACUCGACGAAUUGCGUCGGGACCUCUUGGUGAAGAUCAAGGAAAUCAAGAACUUGCACAACGACUUUAAGACCAAUUUGGGCAAGGAACUCGCGGAAACGAAGCACCUUUAUGCUCAGUAUAUCCAGAACAUCGAACUCUCCAAUAAGCUUGAACAUGGCUCGCACCCAGCAGCCCCAAUACAGCACGAGGGCGAGCAUGGAAAAUUGGACCCAUACUUGGCGAAAAUGAAACUCGACCGCCAGUUGAAGAGACAACUCGUGGAGGAAAACUACUUGUACGAGGCUUACUCCAACUUACAGGGUGCAGGCGGAAAACUCGAGUCAAUUGUGGUUCUCGAGAUCCAAAACUACCUUCUGUCGUUCUUGGGACUCAUUGAUGUGGAACACUCAACGUUGGACAAAAUCUUGUUUCCUGGCAUCCGAGACGGAUUUCUUUCCAAAGAGUCCACUUUUGAAUGGGACUCAUUCAUCAACAGAAACCUUCCUUCCAACUCUGCGUCUGUUUCUGCCGUUGGCAACAAUCCCAGUGGAGCCAUUUCUGGAACUUUUAUUGAUCUCACCUUCCCUGCGAGAAAGUUUCACGACAUCGCAAUUCCCCAUGCCGAGUCUGCUCUUAACGUUGCCGUGCGCGAGGGAAAGCUCGAGCGUCGUUCAAAGUACUUGAAGUCAUACUCAAGCAGCUGGUACGUUUUGACAUGCAGCUUUAUCCAUGAAUUCAAGACACCUGAUCGGAAAAAGGACAUGCAACCAGUUUUGUCAUUGCUGUUAGACACUUGUCAAGUGACCGACCACUCCAGAGAUGAUGGUAAGAGUGAUGGUUUUUACAAGUUUGUUCUUACAUCCAAGCUGACCAGUGGUCCAUUCCAUCGUAGCCACAAUCUAGUCUUCAGAACGAACACCUACAAGGAGAUGAUUGAUUGGUACAACGAUAUUAAAGCUUUGACAAGUCUUCCCACACCAGCAUCUCGUGCACGCUAUAUUGCCAAGCGGUUAAAGCUUCUGGACAAGAACAAAUUAUCGAGAACCGCGAGCUUAGUCUCCAAUGGCACUAACACGAAGUCGAUCAAGACGGUGACGACAAACCAAUCUAGAGCAGCUACCGAAAGAUCGAAAGCGGCCUCUACAAGGUCAAAAGCAGCAUCACCGGCAGCAUCACAGGCAACAUCAGGUAUAAACAACCGCCUCUCUUCGACGUUCUCGCUGAAGAAUGCCAACUCGCCUCGUUUGCCCAACAUGAUUAACUCGGAUGGAACCAUCAUCACUCCAGUUGAGACCUAUCAGGAUGAGAGAGUUAGACAGCAACAAAAGCACGGUGAUGACUCUAGUCUUCAUCCUCAACAACAAUAUGUCCAACCUGGGUUCCAAGGUGGCUAUAUCAUCGCAUCACCAGGAGCGGCUCCACAUCAGUUCUACGAUCCUGUCCAGCAGCAGUACUACACCAUUACUCCAGCCCAACCCAACUCGGCCCAAGGUCAACCACCAUCUCAGCCACAACCACAAUACUUUCCCACGUCACCUCAAUUGAGUGUCCAACAACAAUUUAUUCCUGUUCCUCAGACCCAAGGAAUGCAUUCUCCUAUGGGUUUCCCCCAAGGACAAUUCCCUCAUUAUCCUCAGCAAACGUAUAGUGAUGGUACUACUUGGGGAGGCCAACUUCCUUACCCACACCAGAAUGAUAACUCUGAGUUAGAGUCACAGGUUUCAGCCUUCCCACCUCAAGAGCCUGAGAAAGGUGCAAACGCAGAAAAGGAUGAGCAAGAGGAAGAAAUGAACGACACCACCAUCCAGCCUUCAGGAAACGAAAACGAGGGAGAUGACGUUGAAACGUUGGAGACUAAAAAGACAGAGGAAUUACAAGAUGGCGUAAAAAAUGUGUCCCUUACAUGA